GGUCACCAAAGAACUGAAAAUGGCAUAUGUGCAUGGAGGGGAGGCAGACUACAUAGCACCUGAGGUUGUCCUGGAUGAACAGCCGACAUCAGUUGCUUCAGAUGUGUUUUCGAUCGGCCGUAUCUUUUCGGAUAUGGGAGAGAUAUUCGAAGAUCUCCACUCUCCCGUGGUUCGAACACUGACCAAGAUAGGAUCUGAGUGCAUGGCAAAUGAUCCUGAUCACCGCCCAAGCCUUGAUACCAUCCAAACUCAAAUCGACAAACUCCAACGGCCGAGUAGAUGGAGGCGUGUCAAGCGAUGGUUCGCAAAGAAACUACAUCUACGCAGAAAGUAGUCCCACUAUAAUUCAUAUUUUGGCACCAUUUGAUAAUAAAAUCACAUAAAAACAUUCAUUGUCCCUCAUUGUAUUCUU
Messenger RNA from Lytechinus variegatus (green sea urchin), 412 nucleotides. RefSeq lists its product as uncharacterized. NCBI's taxonomy places the organism in Eukaryota, Metazoa, Echinodermata, Echinoidea, Temnopleuroida, Toxopneustidae. Bases 20 to 334 code for a protein of 104 amino acids. The transcript has 2 exons. The record is from RefSeq and is a predicted model, not a curated record.